GAGUGGCCGACCACCAGAUACAGUGCAUCAACAGCUUUCCGAAUAAGUAACAAGCGAAAAUGAAGAUCAUUUGCAUAAUCAGUGUUAUUGCCUUACUAAUAGUAGUGCCAACGGCGCAAGGCCAUUUAGAUGAACUACUUUUUGGCAUCGGCAAUACCGUGAGUGGUUUACAACAAAAAUUCGGUUUCGGGCUAUCUUUGGGUUUUAACGGAUACCCUAAUAAUGGAUAUAGUGAUGUAUACAGGCUGCAGCAAGAAAACGAAUAUUUAAGGAGACAAUAUGAAGCUAUGGUGCACAGGGAUCGUAGACCUGGUGCUGAACAGAUACACGUACAUAACAACAACUAUAUGGUUAUGAACCCCGUCAACUACGACCCUGACAGAACUGAAAUUGGUCUAGAUUUAAGAAGUUUGUAAGUUUUAUUUAUAUAC
Molecule: messenger RNA, 431 nt
Organism: Papilio machaon (common yellow swallowtail)
Lineage: Eukaryota; Metazoa; Arthropoda; Insecta; Lepidoptera; Papilionidae
Exons: 2
Coding region: 60-416 (118 amino acids)
Source: RefSeq, a predicted model, not a curated record